AUGGCGCAGGUGGACGACGCCGAGCUGCGUCCGGGCCUCGCUCUCUACCGCCCACUGCCGACGCUGCUGCGCCUCGAUGUCCUUCCAUUCGGUAUGCUCUACGCCACGUUUAGCGCGUGCGCGGCGUCAGCGCAACGCGGCCAUGGCUUUGCCGUCGGUCUCGCGCUCGUGGCCUGUAUGCACGCGCUCGCGUUCUUUGCGAGCGAGUGGAGCCUCCGCGUCAAGUGCUUCGUGGCGUACUCGCGCAUCUCCAUUGCUGGCCUCUCGCUCUACGACGACGUGGUCGUCAAGGUCAAGCCGACGUCGCCGUCGCUGCCGGUGGAGCUGUGUCCGAUUCAACGCGAGGCGCCAUCGCCCAAGCUGCAGGUGCAAAAGGCAACGAUACCAGUCCCCACGCUCUGGUUCGCCUACCAAAAGCUGCGCUUCUGCCUCGACACGUCCUUGACUGCGCCAGUGUGCUUUCGUCGGCUCACGUACCCCAUCGCCAACACAUUAGCUGCGUACGCUGGCGCCAACGGGUACACGUCGCGCAUUGCGCUCGAGGCUGCCGGCCUUCGCUGGCAAAAGAACGAGUUUGAGAUCCCGAUGCCCGCCUUCUGGACGCUCCUCAAGCAGCACCUCGUCGCGCCCUUCUUUGUCUUCCAGUUCUUUUGCAUGUUGCUGUGGUGCAUGGACGAGUACAUGUACUACUCGCUGCUGACCAUGGUGAUGCUCGUGCUCUUCGAGUGCACAGUCGUCAAGCAGCGACAGCACAACCUCGAGCUGCUCUCGCUCAUGCAGCGGCCGCCGACGCGCAUGUACGCGUAUCGAAUGACCAAGUGGCAGAGCAUCUCGUCGAUAGACCUCGUCCCAGGCGACCUCGUGUCGGUUGGCCGGACGGCAUCGCUGGCCGAGCCGGACGACACCGAGAACGGCCUUGUCGCGCCGUGCGACCUUCUCCUUCUCCGCGGCGCGUGCGUCGUGAACGAGGCCAUGCUCUCGGGCGAGUCGAUCCCACUGCGAAAGGAUCACGUCGACCCGCUCGAGUCGAGUGCGCUGCUCAUGGACGGACGGCACCGCAGGCAUGUGCUCUUUGGCGGCACCAAGAUCCUCCAGCAUACACCGUAUGUCCAAGGCGAGAGCGACGCGCUUCCGGCGCCACCGGACCUCGGCUGCGUCGCGUACGUUCUUCGCACAGGCUUUGGGACGACGCAGGGCAACAUGCUCCGAACGAUACUGCUUGCGUCGCCGCACGUCUCGGCCAACAACGCCGAGUCGCUGUGCUUCAUUUUGUUCUUGUUGUGCUUUGCGGUCGCUGCGUCGCUCUACGUCCUGCUCGAGGGCGCGGGCGACCCGACGCGCAGCAGCUACAAGCUCUUCUUGCACUGUGUCAUGAUCAUCACGUCGGUCGUACCGCCCGAGCUGCCCAUGGAGCUCUCUCUCGCCGUCACCAACUCGCUCCUCUCGCUCUCUCGCAUGGAGAUUUUCUGCACCCAGCCGUUCAAAAUUCCGAUCGCCGGCAAGGUUGACGUCGUCUGCGUCGACAAGACUGGUACGCUCACGACCGACGCGCUUUCUCUCCGGGGCGUCGCGGGGCUCACCGCGUCGUCGCUGCUCCCGAUCGCGGACCCGCGCACCCUCGUCUCUCCCGGGUCCCUGCCCAUGGACGUCCAGAUCGUCCUCGCGAGCUGCCACGCACUGAUGGUGCUCAACGGCGCUAUCGCGGGCGACCCGCUGGAGAAGACGGUGCUAUCGCACCUCCGCGACUGGACGCUGCACCAGCUCGACCGCGUCACCUCGCGCUAUCCGUUCAGCGUCCGAUCGCUUCGCAUCGUCCAUCGCUUUGGCUUCUCGUCCGAGCUGCGGCGCAUGAGUGCACUCGUGCUGGUCGACGACGGCAGCGCUGUCGGCCACGCGCGGGUCGUGUCCAAAGGCGCCCCCGAGGUCAUGGAACCCCUCUUCGCCAACGUGCCGUCGUACUACAAAGACGUGCACGAGCACUACGCUCGCAAAGGCGCGCGGGUGCUGGCACUCGGCUUCAAGCGCGUGCCGAUCUCGGACUUGGCAAGGACGCGGCACCUCGCGCGCGACGCCACCGAGACCCACUUGACGUUUGCCGGGUUUCUCGUCCUCGACUGCCCGCUCAAGCCCGACUCGCGACGGGUCGUGCAAGACCUGCAGCUGGCCAACCACCGCGUCGUUAUGGUCACUGGCGACAGCGCGCUCACCGCCUGCGACGUCGCGCGACAGGUGCAUCUGUUGCCGCACGCAGAGACACUCGUGCUGGAGCCGUCGCCGACCGGCCUUUCGUGGACCAGUGGGGCCGAGAAGCUCCCAUUUUCCGACGCGACGCUGGCGACACUGGCUGAGACGCACAACUUCUGUGUGCUCGGAAGCGCCGUUGCAAGCCUCUCGCCGACGUCGCUGCAAGCGCUGGCACCGCUCACGCAAGUCUUUGCCCGCACUUCGCCCGACGAGAAGGCUGGCGUCCUCGCCGCCUUGAAUGCGAGCCAAAGCGUCACGGCCAUGUGCGGCGACGGCACGAAUGACGUUGGCGCGCUCAAGAUGGCGCACGUCGGCAUCUCACUUGUGAACGGUCCGACGCACCGGCGUCACCACACGCGUGACGCGCCGCCGCUGGGGGACGCGUCGAUCGCGUCGCCGUUCACGUCGCGGGGUGAGAGUUUGCAUUGCGUCGUGGACGUCAUUCGACAAGGUCGGUGCACGCUCGUGACGUCGCUGCAAAUGUACAAGAUCCUCGGCGUCAACUGCCUCGUCUCGGCGUACGUUCUUAGCGCCCUGUACGUCUACGGCGUCAAGCAGGGCGAGGCGCAGCUCACGUGCAGCGGGCUCUUGGUCGCGCUCUGCUUUCUCUUCCUCUCGUACGCCAAGCCCGCGACGACGCUUAGCCAUGAGCGACCCGUGAGCCGCGUCUUUUGCGUGAGCGUCCUGAGCUCAAUCUUGCUCCAGUUUGGCGUCCAUCUCUGCAGCCUCGUGCUCGGCCUCUCGAUCGCAGCGCCACUCGUCGAGUGGAACGACCCGCGCCUGCACGCGGACGCGAACUUCACGCCCAAUGCGCUCAACACACUCAUGUUCCUCCUCGCGACGUGCAUGCAAGUGACGACGUUCGUCGCCAACUACAAGGGCCGCCCCUUCAUGGAAAGCUUCCGCGAGCACAAGCUCCUCGCUCGCUGCGCGUAUGCUUCGUAUGCGUUUGUCCUCGUCACGCUCCUGGAGCUGUGGCCUGCGAUGAACACGUGGCUCGAGCUCGUGCCGCUUGGAUCGCACACGGUGCAAGCGCAGGUGCUGUGCCUCAUGCUCUUUGAUACGAUCGCCGUCCUCGCCCUUGAGCGCACGGUGCAAGUGCUCACGACGGCCUACCCCGAGUGGAUGACUUAA
Messenger RNA from Saprolegnia diclina VS20, 3378 nucleotides. RefSeq lists its product as hypothetical. The transcript is spliced from 15 exons. Lineage: Eukaryota; Oomycota; Saprolegniomycetes; Saprolegniales; Saprolegniaceae. The coding region runs from base 1 to 3378 and encodes 1125 amino acids. Gene Ontology annotation, molecular function: P-type ion transporter activity; ATP hydrolysis activity; ATP binding. Gene Ontology annotation, biological process: intracellular calcium ion homeostasis. Gene Ontology annotation, cellular component: endoplasmic reticulum membrane. The record is from RefSeq and is a predicted model, not a curated record.